UCAUGUAUAUCGACUAACCUAUUGUAGCAUCUUUUUCGUACACUAUUUUCCUAGAAGCUAUGCGAUCUCUACAACUGACUUAUUUAAGGCGUAAUUUAACACAACAAUUAUUAUGAAAAAUAAGUGUUUUUAAGUCGGCAAAUAUAUAACCUUUAAAACUGUAUGUAUUGAACAAAUUGUAAAUAAUCAUUUCUUUUAAAUAUGGCCAAGCAUCAUCCAGAUUUAAUUUUUUGUCGCAAACAGCCGGGUGUCGCUAUUGGUCGUCUGUGUGAGAAAUGUGAUGGCAAAUGUGUUAUUUGUGAUUCUUAUGUUAGACCUUGUACUCUUGUUAGAAUAUGCGAUGAAUGUAACUAUGGAUCAUACCAAGGACGUUGUGUGAUAUGUGGAGGACCUGGUGUAUCAGAUGCAUACUACUGUAAGGAGUGUACCAUUCAAGAAAAAGAUAGAGAUGGUUGUCCUAAAAUAGUAAACUUAGGUAGUUCCAAAACAGAUCUCUUCUAUGAGAGAAAAAAAUAUGGAUUUAAAAGAAGAUAAUUUUGUUUUAUUAGUUGUCAGCAAUCAUUAAGAAAUAAAUUCUUUUUAACAUA
Vespula vulgaris is the source of this 587-nucleotide messenger RNA. RefSeq names its product PHD finger-like domain-containing protein 5A (gene Phf5a). The transcript is spliced from 3 exons. The coding region runs from base 202 to 534 and encodes 110 amino acids. The record is from RefSeq and is a predicted model, not a curated record. Gene Ontology annotation, cellular component: U12-type spliceosomal complex; precatalytic spliceosome; U2 snRNP. Gene Ontology annotation, biological process: mRNA splicing, via spliceosome. Lineage: Eukaryota; Metazoa; Arthropoda; Insecta; Hymenoptera; Vespidae.